CCGAGGUAAUCAAGUGCAUUAUUCUUUGGAAAGCGCUUGAGUUUGUUAUGCAUCCAUAAAAUGGGCAACAAAUUCUAGUACUGGAAGCAAUGUAAACAAACUUUGGAAUGGACGGAUCUGAAACAGCUCCGAAUGACGAUUAUGAGCACCAAGAUGAGCUCGAAUACAUAUUGGAAUCUGUGCUAAUGCCCAGCGAUGACAGUGAAGAAUUCAAAUGUUUGGCGGACGACUACAAUUCCGUUCUUUUGAACCACUGCCCCUGCAUAGGAGCCUGCGAAAACAGCAAAGUCUGCCCACAUGGAGGUCAAUACGAGUUCACAGGAGAUGGCAGCGAAUUAAUUCUUCGUAAAUCCGCAAAUCCUGUCAUCGAGUGCAAUAACUUAUGCAAAUGCUGUAGAAACACCUGCUGCAAUCGUCUUGUGUACUUAGGCCCAAGAAAACAUUUGGAGAUAUUCGAUUCGCCUGCAUACGGAUCCAAAGGAUUACGGACUACUGUGAAAAUUCCAAAAGGAGGAUAUAUCUGCGAGUAUGCUGGAGAACUUUUAACGGUGCCCGAGGCAAAAAGACGCUUGCAGGCUAAUGAAAAACUCGGCCUGAUGAACUAUGUCCUGGUUCUUAAUGAAUACACUAGCGAUAAGAUGCAACAGGUGACCAUCGUGGACCCAUCAAGACGUGGAAACAUCGGACGCUACCUGAAUCACAGCUGCGAACCGAACUGCCAUAUAGCAGCUGUGCGAAUAGACUGUCCCAUACCAAAAAUAGGUAUUUUCGCAGCAAGGGAUAUUGCGGCCAUGGAGGAGUUAUGCUUUCAUUAUGGCGGAGAAGAGCAGUAUAAAAAGUUGACAGGUGGAAAGACUUGCCUUUGCGGUGCUUCCAAAUGCACGGGUUUCAUGCCAAAUACUAAAAUAGAGGGUUAAAUAAAUUAUUAUUAUUGUUUAUGUAAGUAAAAGUAA
Drosophila erecta is the source of this 953-nucleotide messenger RNA. RefSeq names its product histone-lysine N-methyltransferase SETMAR. The transcript has 2 exons. Gene Ontology annotation, cellular component: nucleus. The record is from RefSeq and is a predicted model, not a curated record. NCBI's taxonomy places the organism in Eukaryota, Metazoa, Arthropoda, Insecta, Diptera, Drosophilidae. The coding region runs from base 108 to 917 and encodes 269 amino acids. Gene Ontology annotation, molecular function: protein binding; histone H3K9 methyltransferase activity; zinc ion binding.